AUGCUCACAUACUUUAUAUUGGCCUGUCUACUAACAGCGGUCAAAGCUGAUUACGCCUCCGAAGCAGCCGACUCUGACUCAUGCGCUCCUUCUACUCCUGAAUCAUAUAAUUUGGAACUACAUGUAGCUUCGGUAUUUGUGAUACUGGUGGGAUCCGGUAUAGGAGUUUUUCUGCCAGUUCUGAUGGGUCCUAGUUCGGACGUCACUCAAAAUGUGGUUUUCCGAAGAACAUUCUUUGUCCUCAAGUACUUUGGUACUGGUAUAAUCAUCAGUCUAGCUUUUUGUCACCUGCUCCAAGACUCUUUUGAGACAUUCUCAAACGAGUGUAUUGGUGAACUGGGCUAUGAACCUACUGCACCUGCCAUAGCGAUGGGUUCUAUGCUUGUGAUCUGGUUGGUAGAUUUCUUCGGUGCUAGAUGGGCUGCCUUUAAGAAUCCCUCAGACUGUAAACCGGUAGAAACCGUUGCGAAAGUAUCGACGCCUGAAGCUAUAACACCAACCAGCGAUUCCAAACUCAUGUUUCAAGAUUUAUGCUGCGAAAGCGGCUGUCGGCCUCUCCAGGAGCUCGAUCCGACUUCAAAAAGGGCACAUUGGGACGUGCAGUUGCUGGAGGGUGGAAUCGUGUUUCAUUCUAUAAUGAUUGGAGUGGCUCUAGGAGCUCAGACAGAAGGGUUCGAAGUUACUUUUGCAGCCCUGGUAUUCCAUCAACUUUUCGAAGGAUUGGGUUUAGGUGCGAGGAUAGGCGCUCUAGUCUGGGUGAACGCUAGGGGUGGUGUAGCAUGGAAGAGAUGGAUAAUGUGUAUGGCCUAUACAGUCAUAACUCCAGUUGGAGUUGCCAUCGGAAUUGGAGUUCACCAGUCUUUUAACGAGAACGGGAAGGCCGAAUUAUUAGCUAUCGGAGUUUUAAACUCGAUCUCUGCUGGUAUAUUACUGUACAGCGGUUUGUGUCAAUUGCUGUAUGCCGAAUGGGUAGUAGGAGAUAUGAGGGAUACUUCCAACGCCAAAGUUGUAUCUGCUCUUACGGCUUUGGGCUUAGGUCUUUUCGCAAUGGCUCUAAUUGGGAAAUGGACUUGA
Molecule: messenger RNA, 1074 nt
Organism: Kwoniella botswanensis
Lineage: Eukaryota; Fungi; Basidiomycota; Tremellomycetes; Tremellales; Cryptococcaceae
Exons: 7
Coding region: 1-1074 (357 amino acids)
Biological process (GO): zinc ion transmembrane transport
Cellular component (GO): plasma membrane
Molecular function (GO): zinc ion transmembrane transporter activity
Source: RefSeq, a predicted model, not a curated record